GAGCUAUCACCACCACCAACAACAACAGCAACAACAACGCAUUGCAAAAGCAAGGAGAAAUCUGAAGUCCAACCACACACACAAGAGAAGGAAGAAGCAAGGAAUGACGAUUGCAGUGAGCGGGAGCUGGACGCGGCUGCGGACGCUGGGCCGUGGCGCGUCGGGCGCCGUGGUGUCGCUGGCGGAGGACGGCGCGUCCGGGGAGCUGUUCGCGGUCAAGACCGCCGGCGCGGCGGAGGCGGCGAUGCUGAGGAGGGAGCGGGGGAUGAUGUCCGGGCUGUCCUCUCCGCACGUCGUGCCCUGCAUCGGCGGCAGCGACGGCCCCGACGGGUCGUACAAUCUAUUCCUUGAGUUCGCCCCUGGUGGGUCGCUCGCCGACGAGGUUGCCAGGAAUGGAGGUCACCUCGAGGAGUGCGCGAUCAGGGUAUACGCCGCGGAUGUCCUGCGCGGGCUGGCGUACCUCCACGGGAGGUCGCUCGUGCACGGGGAUGUCAAGGCGAGGAACAUAGUGAUCGGCGUCGAUGGGCUCGCCAAGCUCGCCGACUUCGGGUGUGCGAAGACCAUGGAUUCGGCGCGGCCUGUGGGAGGCACACCAGCGUUCAUGGCGCCGGAGGUGGCCCGCGGGGAGGAGCAGGGGCCAGCGGCAGACGUCUGGGCUCUCGGAUGCACGAUCAUCGAGAUGGCCACCGGGCGCGCGCCGUGGAGCGACAUGGACGACGUCCUUGCGGCCGUCCACCGGAUUGGAUACACGGACGCCGUGCCGGAGGUGCCGGCGUGGCUGUCAGCUGAGGCGAAGGACUUCCUGGCCAUGUGCCUUGUGAGAAACGCCAGCAACCGGAGCACCGCGGCACAGCUCUUGGAUCAUCCUUUCGUGGCAUUCGCCUGCCACGAAGUCAAGGCAGCGCAGCCGCUGAGGUGGGUCUCUCCGAAGAGCACACUGGACGCAGCAUUCUGGGAAUCGGAGACUGACGACGAGGAGGAGGCACACGAGACAGCAGAGAGCCUGCGCCUCUGUGAUAGGAUCAAGUCAUUGGCGUGCUCUGUUUCCGCCUUGCCGGAUUGGGACUCCGACGAAGGCUGGAUCGAUCUGUUCGUUGAGCAGUGUGAAUCUCGCGAUUCGGAGGAGGCCAAGGAAUCGGUUGAUGUGGCGGGCAGCGCGCCAAGCAAAGUGAGCAGCGCCGCGACGGUGCCAGCUGCUGAAGUGGUGGCUGUCGGCGGCGGCUGUCGUCCAAGCGAUGAACUGGACGUGGAGGAUCGGCCAUUCCAUGGCGAUAUCCUAGCCUCAGAUCGUUCAAUCGAGCGUCGGAAUAAAGUCUGUGCUAGUUCAGACAACGAUGUACUUCUAUUUCGAUUACUAUGUAACGGAAUUUAUGCAAUGGAAUUCUUCCAGCUUUUCACAAAUCUUGCUGCUCUGCUCUGUUUUGUUCCCGCCGUUCCCACUCUGUUUUCGUCAAAUCGCGAGCUUCAGGCAUGUAUAGAGUAA
Messenger RNA from Oryza brachyantha (malo sina), 1483 nucleotides. Its product is annotated as mitogen-activated protein kinase kinase kinase 17-like. The coding region runs from base 104 to 1483 and encodes 459 amino acids. Gene Ontology annotation, biological process: protein phosphorylation. NCBI's taxonomy places the organism in Eukaryota, Viridiplantae, Streptophyta, Magnoliopsida, Poales, Poaceae. Gene Ontology annotation, molecular function: ATP binding; protein kinase activity. The transcript has a single exon. The record is from RefSeq and is a predicted model, not a curated record.